AGUCCAUGCCAAUCCUGAAUGUCAAUAUUUCCCAUAAUGAACACAAUAACUGAAGAGGAGACACAAGCCUCCUCCAUUAUAUAUACAGUUACAUACACUCUCCAAAAACCCACCAAGCCAGAAAGUGAAGAAGACAGAAAGAGAAAGAGAGAAUGGCAAAAUCACCAGUAGGAAAGCACCCACAUAUGGCUUUUGGAUGGGCUGCCAGAGACUCCUCUGGACCUCUGGUACCCUCUCCCCUUUCCAUUUCUCCAGAAGAGAAGAUGAGAGAGAGAGAAGAUGAGAGAGAGAGAAACCUCAAACACUACAACCAUAACCGUGAGAGUUUUCCGGUGAGGGAGUGUCCAGACCAAAACAACUACCAUAGCCUUAAGAGAAGUAACGCACGGGGAUCAGAAAGGACGGCAGGACAGGAGUGUGGGAAGAACCAAAGACCAACAUAUGGAUAUGGUAAAGGGGUUCUGGAGCAAGCAACCUCCUUUUUCAUCACAAACUUUCCAGAGGAUCUGGAGAUGGGAGAUAUGUGGCCAGCUUUCGUGAAAUGCGGACGGGCAAUCCAAGUUUUCAUUGCAAAAAAGAGAGACAGAUGGGGACGACGAUUUGGCUUUGCUAAGUUCCUUGAUGUGGCUGACCCGAAAUCCAUGCAGACCAAGCUUAACCAAAUCAGAUUUGGUGAUCAAUUCCUCCAUGCAAAUCUGGCUAGGUUCGCUCAAGGGGACAAACCGCUGGAGCAAAAGAGCAGAAGGAAGGUGCCACUGAAGGAAAAAGGCGAUUUGUCAUAUGCAGAGGCUUUGAAAAGGGGAGUAAGUGAGAAUCACGGACAUGCUCAUAGGAAGGAGUGGCAGAGGAAAAGGCAGGGGACUUCAGACAAGAUUGAGAAAAACAACUGGUAUGGGCUUGAGGUAAAGGUUGAGGAUGAAGAUUUAGAAUGGCUAAGACAAAGCUUUGUGGGGUUCGCCAAGAGCCCUGAAAUCAUCUGCAAUCUUCAGGAAAAGUUCUUAAUGGAAGGUUAUUUCUCAGCAAAACUAACACCAAUGGGUAGCAAUAUGGUGUUAAUCUCUUGUGAGGACAGUGAUGAACUAAAGAAUCUUGUGGAAUCGGGGAGAGACUGGCUUGCACAGUGGUUCACGAACAUCAAACCUUGGACUCCUGAGUUAGUUGCAACAGAGAGAUUUACUUGGUUGAGAUGCCAAGGUGUGCCACUACAUAUAUGGAAGAGCAGCUUCUUUGAAACGGUGGCAAACCUCUUUGGGAAAUUUAUCUCCCUGGACAAUAGCACUAUAAAAAGAUCUCGUUUGGAUGUGGCCAAAAUUUUAGUUUUGACACCUUCCCAAGCCAAUAUUCAAAGGGUGAUAAAGGUUAAAGCCAGGGAGGCUAUAUUCCAGAUCAGAAUUUCUGAGGAGAUAGGGGUUGAUAAUCUAUUCUCCCUUCGUUCUGACUUUGUGUUGUGCAGGAAUGAAGAUUCGGAGGAUGAAGAAUGGUCAGAAGAAUCAAAAUGGGAUGAAACUGGAAACGGAAAUGACUGGGAUGAAUGGCAAGCUAUACAAGAUGAUGACGAGAAGGACUUCAUGGAAGUAGAUGAUUCAGGGAGGAAGAAACGGGGGACGUUGCCGGUGCCGGAGGUCGAAGUUGAAAAGGUGUCUGAAACCACGCUGACAGGAAGAUCUGCAUUUAAUGCAAAAGAUUACAAUUCAAAUUUGAAAGUGAUGGUAAACAAUGAGGGUACUUUCGAGGAGGAUAUUGAAUCGGAGUCAUUGGAAAAUGAGAAAAGCAAAUCCAAAGGCAGAAAUGAGGUAUUUGAACCUACCAUCCUAAUCAAGUGCAAAGAAGUAGGCAGAAAUGCUCACCAACAAAAUGCCAACAAACUGGUGUCUACGAACCACAACACCUCCCCAUUGAAUCUGCACAGUGUCAGUGACGUGGUGGGCCACGAGGCCAAAACAAAGAAAGGAAUUCAACAAUUGGGCCAAGAAAACUUGACCCAUGAAACUAGCCAGGAGGGCUUGGGCUCACAACAAGGAAUUAAAAUUUUAAAAAGGAUUACAACCCAUACCAGGGAAGAAAAGGAAGACACAAAACAGGCAGGGGUUUUGGAAGACGCAAGAAGGGAAGGUGGAAAUACAACUAUUGUAAAUACAACCAUAGAGGAGGAGAAACGUACCCAACCAUUCUGGGAGGGUCUAGCAAGCGAUGAUGAGAUUCUCCAAGCAAAGGCAGAUCGUCUAGCUCAGGAUAAAGCCAGAAAAGGAAAGCGGAUCAAGCAAUCGAAGAGGAGGAGGAAAUGCAAGAUCACAGCUAGUACCAGUAACUCUAAUUUGAAGAGCAUUCACCAAACGGCCGAAUUGGAAGAGGAAUACAGCUACUCAACUUGUAGAAAUGAAGGCAAAAGGAACUGGAAACAAGAAGCAGCAGAAUUUUGGGAAAUCGGGCUGCGGCUAGGAUUGAUCUAUAAAGGCAAUGUGGAUGAUCUCAUUAGGAGAGUGGGUGAAAUGGAAAGAAGAGAUAGAAUUGCCCUGGAGACUAAGCUUGAAAGGUUUGAUGAUAAAAUAGCAAAAUCCAUUUGGGGAGCUGAGUUAUGUGCAUGGGUCGCAAAAGAAGCAAAAGGAAAAUCUGGAGGAAUUGCAUGUGUGUGGAAUCCAGAUUCAUUCAACAUGGUGAAAAGAAUUGAAGGUAGUGGUUUUGUUGGAAUGUUUGGUUUCUGGGGAAAGGAUAACGUGCCUUGCUUUCUUAUAAAUGUUUACUCUUCCUGUGAUAAGAAUGAGAAAAGAAUCUUAUGGGGCGAACUCACCGAUUUAAUAAAGGUUAAUGGAGGAGGUAAUUGGUGUAUUGGAGGGGAUUUUAAUGCAGUGCGAGAUAAGGAAGAAAGAAGAGGGAGAUAUACUGAUGCUGUAGAUAUGAGAGGUUUCAAUGACUUUAUCUUGGAUGCAGGCUUGGAGGAAAUACCUAUGGUAGGGAGGAAAUUCACAUGGUACAAAUCAGAUGGAACAGCUAUGAGUAAACUUGACAGAUUUUUAUUCUCCACAGAAUUCCUAAUCAACUUCCCAAACUUGAUCCAGCGAGGUCUGAGCAGAGACUUGUCAGAUCACUGCCCAGUUCUAGUGAAAAGCCUGAAUGCAGAUUGGGGUCCAAAGCCUUUUAGAAGCUUGGAUUGCUGGAUGAAUCAUGAAGGUUUCGAUGCUUUUGUUCGUGACAAGUGGAGUAGUUUUGAGAUAGAUGGGUGGGGUUGCUACAAACUAAAAGAAAAAUUGAAGAUGCUAAAAAAGGAGCUGAAAGCCUGGAAUAAAGAAGUCUUUGGAGUUGUUGAUAGAAACAUGGAUGCAGCUAGAGAGGAAAUAAAGCAGUUAGAUGAAAAAGAGGAGAACGAAGGUCUUACAAGCAUGGAGAUUGAUAAAAGAAAGGAGAACUUCCACAAGUUCAUGGAGUGGAGCAAGGCGAAAGACAGCAUACUAUUCCAGAAAUCUAGGCAGAGAUGGUUAAAAGAAGGUGAUGCAAACACAAAGUUCUUCCAUGGUUGCAUUGUCAAUAGAAGGAAGCAAAAUGAAAUCAUAGGCCUUUAUAACAAUGGUGAAUGGAUCGAAGAUGCUGGUGAGGUGAAGGAAUUGGCAAGAAACUACUUCAAAGAUAAAUUUGAAGAAGAAAAGUGGGACAGACCUUCACUGGGAGAUUUGCAAUUCAAGAAGAUUAGUGAAGCUGAAAACAAUUUUUUAAUCUCCAAAUUCUUUACAGAGGAGAUUGAUGAAGCAGUGUGGGGAUGCAAUGGAGCCAAAAGCCCGGGUCCAGAUGGCUUUAAUUUCAAUUUUAUCAAAAAGGUCUGGCCAGUUAUUAAGGAAGAUGUGUAUGCUUUUUUAGCAGAAUUUCAUGAAAAUGGAAAGCUAGUCAAAGGGAGCAACGCUUCGUUCAUUGUCUUGAUUCGUAAAAAGGAAAAUCCUCAGGGUUUUGGGGACUACAGGCCUAUCUCCCUCAUUGGUAGCAUGUACAAAAUAGUCUCUAAAAUUCUCGCUAAUAGGCUGAGAAGGGUGAUGGAUUCGGUGAUUAGCCCUAAUCAAACAGCUUUUAUAGGAGAAAGACAAAUUAUAGAUGGAAUAGUCAUCACCAACGAGAUUAUCCAUGAAGCAAAGCAAUCAAAGAAACCGAUGUUGGUGUUUAAAGCAGAUUUUGAGAAGGCAUAUGACAGUGUAAACUGGGAGUUUUUGGAUAAGAUGAUGGAGAAAUUAGGCUUCUCAACAAAAUGGCGUGCUUGGAUAAAAGAAUGCUUGUCCUCAACCUCAGUGUCUUUAUUGAUAAAUGGCAGCCCCACUAAGGAAUUUACAGUAUCAAAAGGAUUGAGGCAGGGGGAUCCUCUUGCUCCUUUUUUAUUUUUAAUGGUUGCAGAAGCCCUCAAUGGGCUAAUUACUAAAGCUACAGAGGAGAGAUUGUUCGAAGGGGUUACAAUAGGGGAGAUGAAAUUGAAUAUAACUCAUCUCCAAUUUGCAGAUGACUCCAUCUUGUUCUGUGAGGCUUCAGCUAAAAAUGUAUGGAUGAUUAAAUGCAUCUUAAGGAGCUUCGAAUUGCUAUCUGGCUUGAAAGUGAAUUUCCAUAAAAGUGCUUUGUAUGGAUUUAAUGUAGGAAAGGGGGAAUUAUUGGCUUUAGCUGACAGCUUGAAUUGUUUAGCAGGCUCAGCUCCUUUUAAAUACUUAGGUGUGUUGGUAGGGGCAAACCCAAGGAAAUUAUCUACUUGGAAACCAGUCAUUGAUUGUUUACGGAAAAAGCUAUCCCUGUGGAGAUGUAAUUCACUGUCUUUUGGUGGACGCAUCACUCUACUGAACUCGGUCCUUUCAUGCAUCCCUGUGUAUUACUUCUCUUCAAUUAAGGCUCCUAAACAGGUACUCAACCUUAUUUCUUUAAUCCAACGCAGAUUUCUUUGGGGAGGGAAUGAAGAAAAUAAAAGGAUCUCUUGGGUUAGUUGGGAUAGAGUCUGUAGAAGUAGAAGAGAAGGUGGAAUAGGGGUCAAAGAUGUUGGGUUGUUUAAUUUAGCCUUAUUAGGAAAAUGGAGAUGGAGACUGCUACAGGAGAGAGGAACUUUAUGGAGGAAGGUGAUGGAGGCAAAGUACAAACUCACUCUAAAAAAUGAGUGGGAGGGGCAAGAAUGGGGAAGUAGGUGCUCACCAUGGUGGAGAGACUUGUGGAAUCUAGAUAGGAACAUUGAGUCUAGGAGAAACUGGGUGAAAGAAGGAAUGUUAAAAUCAGUAGGGGACGGAAGUGAUACUUUGUUCUGGCAUAACAUCUGGGUUGGGGAGAUGCCACUUAAGGAGAAAUACAAUAGAUUAUUUGGGAUCUCUAUAGAUAAGGAGGCUGUCAUUGCAAAAAUGGGUAAUUGGAAUCAAGGGGUGUGGGAAUGGACAUGGAAGUGGAGACGAAAUCUUUUUGCUUGGGAAAAUGAACUUUUGCAGGAAUUAAUCAAGGAACUACAAACAAUCUCGCUAAAACAAGGACAGCAGGAUGCAUGGACUUGGAAAUAUAACCAAAAAGGCAAGUACACAGUGAAGACAACAUACAAACAUUUAUGUCAACAACACAUUACAGGUUCUACUUCUGGCCAAAGAAUCCCAACAAAGGACAACUUGAAAAGUCGGGGACUGAAAGACCAUGAUGAUGACAAAUGUGUGCUAUGUGGAGUAGAAGUAGAGAGCGUGGAACAUCUUUUUUUCAAAUGUGAGGUUUCAUGGAGCAUAUGGGCCUCAUGCUAUGACUGGUGGAACCUCAAAACAGUUGGCCAAGGUAAAGGAUGGAUACAUAUUGAGCAGCACACUGGCUUGGUAUCCAGAGGACUCAUGAAGGAAAUGUGGAUAGUAAUCUGGUUUGCAACUAUUUGGUCCAUUUGGCUGUGGCGUAAUCAGAAAAUAUUCAAAGAUGAAGCCGACAGUUGGGAGCGGGUUCUUGAGCUAAUAGAGUUCAGGUCGUUUUACUGGUGCAAAACAACAUUAUGCCCAGAUCUUGUGCAAGACAAAUGGCGCUCCAAACCAAAAGAAGGACACAAGAGAUUGCAACAAUGAGUUUGAGACUAAUCACCAUGUAAUGGACCAUGGAAAGAGGUUACUCGCUGGUAGAAGUAAAGAUGGAUACCUACCUCCUAAAAGGCAAGUAAAUGGUUGUCAAGCCGGUGGCUGAUUACAAUCCGUGUUGCCCGGCAUAUGUAUGGGAUCUUUAAUUGUGAAAGCCUUUAUGAAUUUGUAGUGUAAUGGGUUUGGAGUACCCCCUGUACUCCAUUAAUUCAAUAAAUUUUAUUUGCUGAU
Rubroshorea leprosula is the source of this 6272-nucleotide messenger RNA. Lineage: Eukaryota; Viridiplantae; Streptophyta; Magnoliopsida; Malvales; Dipterocarpaceae. The record is from the annotation of a GenBank genome assembly.